UGAAAAAUCUGUUGAAUGUAUCUAAUAUACAAAUAAACUACAUCCUCAUUUUGGAUUUACUGUAAUAAUUUAAUAUUAAAAUGUUUGCGGUCUAUUCGUGCUAUGAUGUCGGUGCCAAUGAGGAAGUAGAUAAUACCGAACUGGGUCCCUCCUCUAAAAUUACGGCCGAGCAACGUGCUGAAAAAGAAAUGCAGUCCAUCAUCCUUUUGGCCCACCAGGAGCAUGAGGCUCAGACUUAUCACCAAGUAAUGACCGCUAUUAAGCAACGCGAGGCGAAGGAGCUUAACAAGCUUCGGGAUGUUAACCCAAUGCCCUCAAGUUUUGUCAGGAGCCAAACUGACCAUGAUGAGGAGGUCCGAGUUCUACUAGAUCAAGUAGCUUUCAAAGAAGAUAAUGGCGAUGAAGAUGAUGAGUAGUUGCUUUGAAUACCUUGAUUUUAUAAAAUACUAAAGAGACUUAAAUGCUUUUAAGCCAGACUAAAUAUAUAAUUCACAGAAUUAAAAACAAAUACA
Molecule: messenger RNA, 512 nt
Organism: Drosophila ficusphila
Lineage: Eukaryota; Metazoa; Arthropoda; Insecta; Diptera; Drosophilidae
Exons: 1
Coding region: 81-416 (111 amino acids)
Source: RefSeq, a predicted model, not a curated record